GUAUACGUAGCAGCGUAUCAACCUUGGUGGCCAGAUUCGCCCUACCUCACCACCGCGCUCACCUCCCCCCGUCACCCGCCCUGAUGAACCGCCGCCAUUGAAGCUAAGUACAAAGGAGUUGAUUGGGCAGAAGUACCUAGUCGAUGUCACAGAGGUGGCAACGGACAUCGACGAGACACUGGGGGAUCUGCGGCAUCGCUAUGUCGAGUGCGGGGAGGUUUUCGGUGUCGGCGCCGAAAACAUCUGGCUCUCGGCGUUCCUCACGGUGUACGAGCGUGGCGGGUCGAAGCGGGUGAAGGUGCGCGGUAUCGACUUGGAGGGGAACCCCGUCACCCACACGUACAAGAUGCACGAGCGGCACCUCGACAAGCACUAGUAUGGGAGCAGCUAUGCGGACUGCGUGCUGAUGUGCCAGAAGCACGCCAAAGAUACCAUGAUCAACGUACGAGAGCGGAUGCGGGAUCUGCGUAUCUACUCGGAUGCAGCGGCAUCUUCGAGCACAAGCUGCCCGGCUUCGACGUGAAGGCAGCGGAGACGGAGCUCGCAACGUGGGCGCCGAUCAUGCAGAAUCAUCACGAGGUGGAGAGCUUCCACCAAGGCCUGGCAAACUACCUCACGAAGACGGACUCAAGCAG
Messenger RNA from Closterium sp. NIES-67, 635 nucleotides. NCBI's taxonomy places the organism in Eukaryota, Viridiplantae, Streptophyta, Zygnematophyceae, Desmidiales, Closteriaceae. The record is from the annotation of a GenBank genome assembly.